This is a messenger RNA of Brassica rapa (field mustard), 645 nucleotides long. Its product is annotated as non-specific lipid-transfer protein 5. The record is from RefSeq and is a predicted model, not a curated record. Gene Ontology annotation, biological process: lipid transport. Gene Ontology annotation, molecular function: lipid binding. NCBI's taxonomy places the organism in Eukaryota, Viridiplantae, Streptophyta, Magnoliopsida, Brassicales, Brassicaceae.
UCAGCUCUCUUCAUCAUAAAAAAUUAAACCCAUUACUUACUUAAGCAAAAGAAAAAGAAAAAAGUUUAAGAUUAUGGAGGGCUUCAUAAAGCUGUCAACAUUGUUGAUUGUGUGCAUGUUAGUGUCAGCUCCAAUGGCAGAGGCAGCAAUCUCGUGUGGCGCCGUCGCCAGCAACUUGGGGCAAUGCAUUAACUACCUGACCAGGGGCGGAUUCGUUCCUCGAGGAUGUUGUUCGGGUGUUCAGAGGCUCCACAGCAUGGCUCGGACCACACGUGAUCGGCAACAAGCUUGUCGCUGCAUUCAAGGAGCAGCUAGAGCCUUGGGUUCCAGACUUAACCCAGGCCGUGCUGCUCGUCUUCCUGGUGCUUGCCGUGUUAGGAUCUCUUACCCCAUCAGCGCAAGAACCAACUGUAACAACAUCCGGUGAGCAUGAGAGCAUAUAUACGUUGAAGUGUUUUAAUUUCCAUAAAAAUAAUGUCACUAGUAUAAUUGUGUAUCCUUUCAAUGUUAUGUGUUGUUUUCAGAAUUGGUGUGUUUCAUUUCUUUCUUUAUAUACGACCGUCCAUUUAAGUGGCCAUCUCUGUUAUGUAUUCCUCUAAGGCGCUAAUGAUGUAUGGAAUUACUAUAUGUAUUGUUUCCCUGCUC